UCAAUGCUCUGAGUAACCAACUGCGAGGUACACAGGUAAAGUUGAAGGAAAGUGAACGUCAGUGUGAACUUCUGAAGUCCACGAUACGCGUAGAGGACCGAUCAAGGUCAAAUUCCAUUGCGACCUCUGUGSAGCCCCUUAUAGAUACCGCUAUACAACCGAUAGCAGUCUCAACGCAGACAACAACGAACCCGCAGAAUAGUUCGAACACUUCUGUGGAGUUUACGUCAAUGCGUACAGCCGCCACGCAUACGUAUAUUCAGUGCCCAUAUGAAGGUACUACAUCGCCGAUCUUCACAGCCACCGCUUCUUCGAUAGGUGCUAUGCCUUCAACUUCACUACAGUCGCAGCCAUUUGUUAACGUUACGCCAGACAGUUCAUAUCUGCUCACGCUACCGAGAAAAAUUCAAGAUUUGCCAGAUUUCGACGGGCGCGCAGAGGACUGGCCUAUGUUCGCCGCCGCCUUUGCACAGUCAACUGCAUCAUACAAUUACUCGGACUUUGAAAACAAUCAACGUCUUCAGAGAUGCCUAAAGGGUGAGGCUAGAGAAACAGUGCACUCACUCCUAAUCCAUCCAGAUAACGUUCCUGCCGUUAUGGACACUCUUCGAUUUCGAUUCGGCCGUCCAGAAUUACCUAUCAAAUGUCAGCUGCGCCUAGUACGGGAGAUGCCAUACAUAUCAGAAUCCGCCAUCGACAAAAUKAUUCCUUUCUCCGUCAAAGUAAGAAACCUAGCAGUGUUCCUACAAUCAGUAAAUGGUCAGCAGCACUUGUGUAACUGAACGUUAUUGGAGGACCUUGUGGGAAAGCUACCCAUUAGCAAAAAACUCGAGUGGGCAAAAACCUCAUCGAUGAUACAGCCAUAUCCCACAAUUAAAGAUUUCAGUACCUGGCUUAGUGGAGUGGCCGAUCUAAUAUGUACAGUACAAGAUAGUGGGCGGACUCAUUCGAGCGAACCAAAGCGCCGCGUUCUUCUUCAAACCGCAAACCACGCCAGAGAAAUCCUAUGUCCACUGUGCCAUGUUGGACACCACGUC
Bactrocera latifrons is the source of this 1037-nucleotide messenger RNA. RefSeq lists its product as uncharacterized. The transcript has a single exon. The coding region runs from base 231 to 782 and encodes 183 amino acids. The record is from RefSeq and is a predicted model, not a curated record. Lineage: Eukaryota; Metazoa; Arthropoda; Insecta; Diptera; Tephritidae.